UUGAGCGCGAGGCACGUGUUUUACAGUUGCGUCUGAGGGUCGCGGAGGCUGAAAGGGCACGCUCACUGAGAGAGAUUUGCGAGCUGGAGUCGUAUGCAAGCUCUAUUGAGCAAGCGUUUGACGCGGGCUCCAGACUCAGCAGUUCGAAAAAUCUGUCUAGCGAUUGCCCGGAUCGCCGUCGCGGCCUUCCAUUCGAAAAAGGCACUAAACAAGAGGGCAGCAGAGAAAUGAGCAAAACACGGACCAGCAUAGGUCCUGGCAUGAACCUCAGGGACGCUGAGGAUAGCUCAGGGAGCAGACAGCAGGCAGCUUCUCAUGUAAUCGAGGCACCCGUGCGCAUCUGUGCUAAUAAAAGCACAUUGAAUAAAAAGGCACAAAUUCCGUCAGAAAGCCCGACAGGCUGGGCAACGGUGCGCAUGGACAAUGACCUCGAAGAGAACAAGAUCACCAAGGAGGUACGCAUGCGAACCUGUGCUAGUAAAAGCACAUCAGAUAAAGAGGCACAGAUACCUCUACAAAGCCCGACGGACUGGGCAAAAGUUCGCAUUGCCAAUGGCCUCGAAGAGUAUGAGGCGAGCAAUGAGACGCUCACCCACUCUUCCGGUGUGCCCCUUGCAGUGGUGACAAGUGGCCUCACGAAGUUUGAGGACCACCGAGACAACUCACCUCGAGAGAAGGUGAGCUUGAUUGUCUGCAUCCCGGAAGACCCGAUAGGUCCAAUUGCAAUGAACGUGAGUACCGAUGUACUCACCAAUGAGACGAAUCCAGAUAGCUCACCUCAAGAGGUGAUCUUGCCUCUCGGCUUCCAUGAAGGCCAAAUAGGCCAAGAUGCAAGGAUGAGUGCAGAUGCACUUGCUAAAGAGACUAGCACGAAAUCAAAGGAAGAGAUCUGUGACUUACAGUGCGAGUCACAUUGCCAGUCAGCACUAAGUGAUGACGUGCGCAUACUAGGCCUGGGUAAAUGCAGAUUGGGAAAGGCCCUGACAACGUCGCACGAUGAUUCCGCUAAACAACCCACUGGUGAGAGUCACAACGUAAUCUCGAGAAGGUCAGCACAUUGGCUAGGCAUGGUGACUUUUGAAUCAAUUCAGCACCUCAGUCAGAUUAUUCAGGGGCCCUCACGUAUGCAUUUCACGGGGUGUAGCAAAUUGGCUCCGGUGCUGUCAUGUCAAACGCAGAAGAGACGCGCUGUUCGUCCCAUAUGGGACGGAAUAACUUAAGAUGCCGAUCGAAUAGCCGAUUGCCAUAUCAGGAUUAGACCUUGGACCGAAACGUAUUUGUUGGACAACUUAGUUAUCAACUAUAAGUGCUCUAUUGACUAUUUUUUUUGUGAGUGUCAUGCUUUCUGCACCUCGUGAACAUUGUUAGGGACAUAGCUUUGGCUAUGCGCAGAACAUUUGCAUAAUAAUUUUUAUGCUGUGUAUGCUCAGCGAACUUUCCCGGCUGAACAGUGAACGCCCAAUGAGUGUUGUGUUUUAUGCAUAUGGGUGAAUUGUGCCGCGCACUAGCCACAGUUUUUCCUCUGGAAAAACUUUUCCUAAAAAGGGGCUCUUGUGAUGAGUAGUGCGCGACACAAUGC
Messenger RNA from Dermacentor silvarum, 1579 nucleotides. RefSeq lists its product as uncharacterized. The coding region runs from base 228 to 1220 and encodes 330 amino acids. The record is from RefSeq and is a predicted model, not a curated record. The transcript is spliced from 2 exons. NCBI's taxonomy places the organism in Eukaryota, Metazoa, Arthropoda, Arachnida, Ixodida, Ixodidae.